CUCUCGUACUACUACUACACCACAUAAUUACCAAACCCUGAACAAAACCCUUGCCACUUCAGUUUCAGUGGAACUGAAUCGACACUCCCCGGUUUAGAGAAAGAGAAAGAAAUGGCUUGGCGCAGUGGAGGAUCUGUUUCACGGUCCUUGAUCUCCGCCGCAAGGGCUCCAUCGCUACGUUCUUCUUCUUCGCUUUCCCGUCUCCGUCCACCUCAGCUCGCCGCCCCUCGAUCGCCUUCGCGGCGUAGUCCCUUUCCUGCCUCCAGGAAUUUUGGAGAAUUGGGAUGUGCUCAAUCAUUCUUACCUCUUCAUAGCAUGGUGGUUACGGCCAGACUUACAUCACACCUUACUGCAAAUUUGCGGGCUUGUUGCGAGCUGUCUCAUGGUAGGAAUGGAAAAGAUGGUUGAUGCACAUGGACUUUCAAUCAGCUAGAGAUGCGAUAUAGUACUUGAGAGGCCAUUGGAUAGCUGAUAUACUGGAGCAUUAAGGAGUGGAAAUUUAUCGUGGGAAUUGCGCCUUUUGAUUAGGGAAAUUUAAUAAAAUGUUUUGUUCAUGUUCUGGUUUCAAGCGUAAUUUGGAAUUUUUCAAAUGCUUGUUUUGCAGGAACCUACAUUUCAAGGUUUCCAUCACUUUGCUUAUAUCAUUAGUUUCUGUGAUGUCUUAGUGUAAGGGUUAGAUGUAACCUCUGCACAUGCCGCCGUAUUAAAAGCAUUUUCUAGUGAACGGAAAGUCCCGAAUCCCAUUGAUGGUGUGCUCAUUUUUUUGGGUUA
Tripterygium wilfordii is the source of this 771-nucleotide messenger RNA. Its product is annotated as protein NONRESPONDING TO OXYLIPINS 2, mitochondrial-like. The transcript is spliced from 4 exons. The coding region runs from base 112 to 408 and encodes 98 amino acids. NCBI's taxonomy places the organism in Eukaryota, Viridiplantae, Streptophyta, Magnoliopsida, Celastrales, Celastraceae. The record is from RefSeq and is a predicted model, not a curated record.